UCAGCAAUGCGUGACUCGCGAUUGCAAAAAUGUGUUGUUGCAUACAAUUUGAUAACUGUCGAACAAGAAAAAAAAAUAUUAGCACUACACUAGCAACUUUUCUUUCAUAAACAGAUGGAUUGAAAUAAAGUGUAUUGCAACACGAUCAAAUGAUAACUGAAGUCGCUGUCUCGAAAGAAAAAUGGAACACCCCACUCAUUCGGUCUAUGCUAUAUUCAUCUUUCAUACAAAAAAUUGUCCCUCUCAGCUUGUGUAUCAAAUAACUGUGUUUUGAAAAAUAACAUGGUACGUUAGCAAAUGUUACAUUUACAUGGUAAAUGUUAAAUUGCGUAAAAUAUUAAAUAAAAUAUGAAAGCAAACCAUCGCCGAUGAUCGACUCGUCUUAUAGACAAAGACCGCGCGGCAUUAUUGAGUAUCGUGCAACGUACAGCUCUACGUGACUGUGUUAUAAUGUCAUGGAAUGCCGAUAUAGCGUACGCUUUUACUCCCUUUAAAAUGUUCACUCUGCCAAUGGGCAUUUGGCCUUUGCAAAAAUAUAAUACAUUUUCCUUAGUCCGUUCUAUCGUGUACUGCUUCAUUUUGACCGCGUGGAUGAUCAUGAUAUUUCUCGAAAUCAAUUUCGGUAGUGGCAAUGCGUACGUACAGGUCGAUAAUUUUGAAGUUGUAAUCAGCAUCAUUCUUGGUCUAUCAAAGAUAGUGUCCUUCCGCUUAUAUGCCAAGAAUUUGACUCGCAAUUUCUCUUCUGCUGUGGACGAUUAUCUCACGAUAGACACCGAGGAGAAACGCACGAUCAUGCGGCGGCACGCUUAUAUGGGAAGGAUUAUGUGCUUUAGUAUCUUAUCUAUGGCUUAUGUUGCUUCGACAACUUUUAUACUGUUACCUAUGAUACCUAUGAUAACAGGCGAUACGGAAGUUCAAGUUAAUGUAACCAUCAAUGACAUAUCGGAAUUUCCCGUGGCCGUAACAUUUUUAGGGGAGGUGCAUGUAUCUACGAGUUUAUACAUGUUGAUCUGUAUGUUACAAUAUAUGGGACUAGUACUUACUGCUACCAGUAAUUGUGGCAACGAUACAUUUGUCCUCGCAAUUACUCUCCAUGUAUGUGGUCAAUUGGAACUUCUAA
Molecule: messenger RNA, 1120 nt
Organism: Temnothorax curvispinosus
Lineage: Eukaryota; Metazoa; Arthropoda; Insecta; Hymenoptera; Formicidae
Exons: 3
Biological process (GO): detection of chemical stimulus involved in sensory perception of smell; sensory perception of smell
Cellular component (GO): plasma membrane
Molecular function (GO): olfactory receptor activity; odorant binding
Source: RefSeq, a predicted model, not a curated record